Messenger RNA from Mytilinidion resinicola, 1029 nucleotides. RefSeq lists its product as uncharacterized. The annotation marks the transcript as partial. The transcript has 2 exons. The record is from RefSeq and is a predicted model, not a curated record. NCBI's taxonomy places the organism in Eukaryota, Fungi, Ascomycota, Dothideomycetes, Mytilinidiales, Mytilinidiaceae.
AUCGGUCUCGGCACUGAAGCCUACGCCCACCACAAAGAAAAGAAAGAGCGCGCCAAUUCAGGCGUCUCGAACUCUCAGUCGCCAGCCAACAGCUCCGAAUCCAUCAAGUCAAAUGUCAGCUCAUACGACUCCGACGAAGAUGAAUGGGCACGCGACGCUGCACAAGAACAACUCCUAGACCGCGAAUCCAUGAUCGACAACCGCAGCGUCGAUCAGAUCGUAGACGACUUCACAAGAGCCCACCCACCGCCAACCGUCUCGGUAGCAGGAAACCUCCCCUUCCCAGUCAUAAUCCCCCAAAAGCGCCCCGAAGCGCGCAACCACGGCUUCAUCCGCGUCUACGCCCCGGCCCUCUCCGCGGCGGGCAUUGACGAGCCCACCUUCCUCGACAACUACACCGCCAGCAUCAAAGGCAGCGGAUACUUCAACGCCGUCAACGUCGCCAUCGCCGCGUCCGUCAUCGCCUACACCGUCUCGGCCGUGUCCGUCAACCCGGCCGUGCACUUCGCCGCCUUCUGCGUGCACGCCUCCAUCGAAGCCGGCCGCCGCGUGCAGAACGUCACGCAGAUCAACAAGUACCUCCUACGCAUGAACGAAGAGCUGUUCAAGCCGCGCAGGCUGUACGCCAUGCUCAUGACCUUCAAGCCUACCAGCGACGCGAGCAACGUCGACGUCGACAUCAGCGCCAACAUCCUGAAAUCCGUGUACGCGCGCAACGGCGGCGGCCGCAAGAAGGUGCGCUCGGCCAGCGGGAAGUCGGUCGGCGAGGCGCAGAUGCCUGAGUGCUGCCCGCUCGUGUUCCCGACGCUGGACGCGCCGGGCACGACGGAGGCGCAGAAGCAGGGCGCGUUCAAGCGUGCGGGCGCGUUCGUGAGCGACUAUAAAGAUCGGAAAGCUAGGGCGCAGUUCCGGUAUAAUAACCCAGACUCAACGCUGAAUGUGCUGCCGCAGGAGAGGUUUGCGAGUGUCUUCAGUGACCCGAACCAUCCGAUGCAUAAGGGGGGCCCGUUGAAUACGCUGACGGGCGGG